Molecule: messenger RNA, 381 nt
Organism: Gossypium raimondii (Peruvian cotton)
Lineage: Eukaryota; Viridiplantae; Streptophyta; Magnoliopsida; Malvales; Malvaceae
Exons: 1
Coding region: 1-381 (126 amino acids)
Source: RefSeq, a predicted model, not a curated record
AUGGCUACCCAUCUUUUCACUUUCCGUCCCGCCAGAAUCCACGCCUCUGCUAUUCCUGCUCACCUUAAGCCGGACUCCGACCGCCGGAGGACUACUACGUUAUCUACCCCGACCAACUGGUGGGCACCGCUGUUUGGAUUACCGUCCGACCCCGACUACAUUGAUUCCGAUAACAAAACUGAGCUGAAGCAAAGACGCCAAGGCGAAUCGCUAACGGACGUGGGACAAAAAUGGGCCAGAACAAAGUUUUCCCCGGCUCGCUUCACGGAAGAUAAGGCCAGGCAGCUCCGUAUGAUGACUACCACCACCUCCUCAUUUCACGACAUUAUGUACCAUUCAGCCAUCGCUUCUCGACUCGCUUCCGAUUUCAAGGAUCGCUAG